Molecule: messenger RNA, 1365 nt
Organism: Mya arenaria
Lineage: Eukaryota; Metazoa; Mollusca; Bivalvia; Myida; Myidae
Source: the annotation of a RefSeq genome assembly
AUAAUAAUAGUUUUUGUAGGGUCGGGGUUCAUUCUUGGAGGAGGAAUAAGAGUGUUUAGAUUAGGACUUAUUUUGUUUAUGGGGUUUAUUAGAUUUAGAAAUUACCUCAGUGUGGCUUUUGUUAGCGGGGGAGUAUAUAUAGAUCAAAUUAGGUAUAUUAUAGUACUCAUAACGGUAAUGGUUUCUAUAGCAAGUUUAGUAUCUAGGUGUAAAAAUUUAUUUCUGUGGGAAAAAGGAGAAAAAAGGGGAGAGAAAUAUAAGAACGGGUUUGAAACGGCAGUAGUUGGAGUGGCAGUUAGGUCAAGCGUAAUAUUCCUAGUGAGUAAUGUAUUUUUCUUUUUUUUUUUUUUUGAGUUCAGGCUGUUACCAACUUUAUGAUUAAUUUUAAGGUGGGGGUUUAACCCUGAGCGUUUACAAGCGGGAGUUGCAAUAAUAUUAUAUACGGUGUGUGCUUCAGUCCCUAUACUAGUAUUGCUCGGGCACUUUUAUACUUGGUGUUAUUCAGCGGAAUACUUGGUUAUUAAGUUUAGCACAUUUGAUGGUUUUUCUUGAUUCGGUGAGUUCCAAUGGGUGGCUUGGUUAUGAAUAAUAUUAGGAUUUUUAGUUAAGCUGCCAGUUUUCUUUUUUCACACAUGGUUACCUAAGGCUCAUGUAGAAGCUCCUUUAGCAGGUUCAAUGUUAUUGGCUGGGGUUCUCUUGAAACUUAGAAUCUUUGGAAUAAUACGGUUAAGAGAUGUUUUCAGUAUAAAAAGAAUUAGAGUUUUGAGUGAGUUUCUUUUAGUUUUCAGGGCGUGAGGAGGUGUGUUAACCAGAUGUUAUUGUUUGUGUCAGAGCGACAUCAAAGCAUUAAUUGCUUACUCUUCAAUUGGACAUAUAUCAGUGUGUUUGAUGGGGGUAGUGUCUUUAUACCCUUUAGGGUGAAGAGGAGCUCUGUGUUUAGGGUUUGCUCAUGGUCUGUGCUCCCCUCUAUUAUUUAGGAUGGCUGGAAGUCUUUAUCAGUGGUGUCGUAGACAAAGUAUGUUGCUAAGAAAGGGGCUCUUACUAAGUUACCCUUCUUUUGCGUUAUGAUGAUGUUUAAGGUGUGUUUUGAAUAGGGGUUUACCCCCAUCCUUAAAUUUUAUCGGGGAGGUUUUGUCUAUUAGUUCGGGAGCUUGAACCUCUCUAUUUUUGGUUCUACCUGGGGGAAUAAUAUGUUUUUUAAGUGGAGCUUGUUGUUUUUACCUAUACGGGAGAGUGUGUCACGGAAGAGCGUCAAGAAUGAGAACGAAUGUCAGGAACAUAAGAGAGCGUUAUUUAAGGACUGGGGUGUUCUUAAGGGUCUUUACAUUCGCGGGAAUUUUAGGGUCAGACUUCUUUUUACUUUAA